Molecule: messenger RNA, 945 nt
Organism: Loa loa (African eye worm)
Lineage: Eukaryota; Metazoa; Nematoda; Chromadorea; Rhabditida; Onchocercidae
Exons: 8
Coding region: 1-945 (314 amino acids)
Biological process (GO): protein folding
Cellular component (GO): endoplasmic reticulum
Molecular function (GO): protein disulfide isomerase activity
Source: RefSeq, a predicted model, not a curated record
AUGGUGAAGCCGGAAUUCAUUCGAGCGGCUCAGCGUUUGAAAAAAGAUGGUAUUGAUGGUGUUUUGGCUACUCUUGAUGCUACAACCAAUAAGCAUGAAGAUAGCAGAGCGAUACAAAGUGGAAGGAUAUCCUACUUUUGCAUACUUCAAGAACGGAAACUGAUAAAUGCAUUGCACUAUGAAUUAUUAUAUUGCAGUCCAGUGGAACCCCCUCCUCCCGAACUUCCAUGGAGCCAACAGUCUGAUGGAAGGAAUGUGUUGCAUCUAACAGCGAAGAAUUUCAAAACUGAACUUAAAAGGAAAAAGCACGCUCUGAUAAUUUUUUACGCUCCUUGGUGUGGUUACUGCAAAAGAGCAAAGCCUAAAUUUUUCGAAGCUUCUAAAAUACUUGCUGCUGAUGCACGGGUCGUUUUGGGCGCUGUUGAUUGUACGAUUGAGAAAUCUUUGUGUCAAGAAUAUAAAAUAGAGGGAUUUCCAACAAUCAUUUAUCUGUCAUAUGGCAAAAAUCGUAUCGAUUACCUUGGCGAACAUGAAACAGCAUCAUUCAUUAGUUUCAUAGAAAGUGGUGGACAAAUCUCGAAACCGCAAAGUUUUGCUCCCAAAUUUGACUUUGGAAACGCAGUGACAGUUCUGGAUGAGAACAAUUUCGAUAGGAUUACGAGUAGUGGAAAUGUUUUUGUAAUGUUCUUCUCGCCGUGGUGCAGACAUUGCGAAACAGUAAAACCAGCAUUCCGUGAAGCUGCAGAACAGUCUCACUUUGGCAAAUUCGCCGUCGUCGAUUGCAUUGCUUGGAGUGAUCUUUGUGAGAGUCAAAGCGUGAAAGGCUAUCCGACUUUCCAGAUAUUUGUUAACGGUGUUCAGCAUGAUUAUAGUGGUAAUCGCACUUCAUCCGAUUUCACUACUGCUUUUAUGAAGGCAGUUGCAUCAGCUAAAAUUGAUUUAUAA